This is a messenger RNA of Pyricularia oryzae 70-15, 405 nucleotides long. RefSeq lists its product as uncharacterized. The transcript has 2 exons. The record is from RefSeq and is a predicted model, not a curated record. The coding region runs from base 1 to 405 and encodes 134 amino acids. Lineage: Eukaryota; Fungi; Ascomycota; Sordariomycetes; Magnaporthales; Pyriculariaceae.
AUGAAGUUCUCCAUCGCCUCCACCUUCGUUACCCUCCUCGCCGUCGCCAGCGCCGCCACGGUUGAGACCCCCGAGCAGUCGCUUGACCGCCGUGCCGUCCUCCUCAUGGAGCGUCAGGGCGCCAACGCCAACAGGCCCGUCCCUGAGGGAUCGUGCUGUGUUGCCAACACCUCGCUGAAGCAGGACGUCUGCCGUCUCAACGGCCAGAACGGUCGCUGUGUGCCUUCUGGCAGCGCCAACUGCGGUGCCCGUCUUACCUGCAUCCAGGACAGCGCCCUGACCUGCGACGCCAAGAAGACUGAGCGUGGCCGUCCUUUCUGCCGUCCCACCAACGGCAGGAAGCGCGACGUCAGGUCGGCUUCCGACAUUGUCGGCGCUGCUGCCGUCGCCGCCGAGCAAGACUAA